AUGUCGGACAAAGUCUUCCCUUCAUCCAACCCACCGCCACGGCUGCUCCACCGACCGCCAACGGCGGCAAUGCUGGAGUUCCAGCCAACGGUGGCACCACAAAACCCCACCUCUAUAACCCGACUUCUCGUCCGCCAUAUCGUCCACAACCCUAUAACCACCGUCACCGUCCACGGCGGAACUGUUGUUGCUGCUGCUGUUUCUGGACCAUCCUCUGAUGUUUCUAUCGGCAACGGGUCAUUACCACCUUUGGUCAGUAACAGCAAAAACGAGACGACUUUCAGGGGAGUUGUGGUGGCGACAUCGAGUGAUCUGGAUGAGGAGACGGCCAACAAUCUGAGACCGGAUCUGAAGAAGAAAAAUGGGAUCUCGUUGAAAGUUGAGAUGGAUACCAAAGCGACGGUGAAACUGGGUGGAUUGAAGAGCAAGAAAGUCGGGAUCAGGGUUUCGUGUGACGGGGUUAAAGGGGUUGUUCCAAAAGGCAAAUCGCCGUCGGUGGCUAAUGUUGCUGGUGCCAAGUGUAAGCUUGAUCUCAGAAUCAAGAUCUGGAUAUGGACGUUUUAG
Molecule: messenger RNA, 564 nt
Organism: Hibiscus syriacus
Lineage: Eukaryota; Viridiplantae; Streptophyta; Magnoliopsida; Malvales; Malvaceae
Exons: 2
Coding region: 1-564 (187 amino acids)
Cellular component (GO): plasma membrane
Source: RefSeq, a predicted model, not a curated record